Pseudoliparis swirei is the source of this 3230-nucleotide messenger RNA. RefSeq names its product shugoshin 2 (gene sgo2). NCBI's taxonomy places the organism in Eukaryota, Metazoa, Chordata, Actinopteri, Perciformes, Liparidae. Bases 169 to 2979 code for a protein of 936 amino acids. The transcript is spliced from 9 exons. The record is from RefSeq and is a predicted model, not a curated record. Gene Ontology annotation, biological process: meiotic chromosome segregation. Gene Ontology annotation, cellular component: chromosome, centromeric region; nucleus.
ACGAUUUUCCGGUUUUUAAUAUCAUGGUGAGCUAAAUUGGACUAAUUUAAAGUCGCCAACAAGGACUUUUGCUUGAGGAAAUCUACCCACCGCUGGCUAACGUUCAAUAACGGUGAUCGAUUUUAUUUCCAGGGCAACUCUACAUGUCCAUCACUUAGUGAGUUAACGAUGUUAUCCUGGACGGCAAUGGCGACAUUGAUGUCGUCCAAGCAGACUUCAGUGAACGUCACAGCCUCCAAGAUCAAACACAAGAAUCUCAACACCUCCUCCUUCUUCAAGGUCUCGCUGAAGACCAACAACAAGGCCUUGGCUCUCGGCCUGCAGGCCCAGAAGGAGAGGAGCCAGCAGCUGCAGAUGGAGGUCGUGCACCUCCAGAAACAAGUGAAGGCUCUGUGCUUCGAUCUGGCCACCAAGAAUUACAAGCAUAGGAAACUGCUCCUCAUCUUUAAAUCUCUUCAUAACGACACUCUGCAGCACUUGGAGAUGGCGGCUGACCUGCUCCAUGACAGUGAAGUCCCGAAACUCUCUGAGGACAACAAGACGCCAUCUGGUGAUGUCCACGAGGAAUGUCUCGCGGUGGGAACUGUCCCAGUGCCGUUGCCUCCUCAGCCAGAACCGGCGACGCCGUUGUUCCCAGAACCGAAAGUACCGGCGGACUUUUCUGAAGAAAACAUCUCUGCAAAUGUCUCCGGUAUCAGACCCACUGAACUCUUCACUGAUCACACGGAGAUUAUGGAAAGUCAUUCGAGCCACUUCCCAGCAGCUCCCCAGGCCGGAGCGUCCCGUCCGUCCAGCAGCCUGAGGGAGGAAGUGGAGAGGCUGUCGGUGAUCUUCUCUCAGUCUGGAGAAACGAAGUCGCUCCACUGUCCUCCGAGCAGCCGGAGCUCCUCCUCCGCCGCCGCGAGCGCGCGAGCCGAGCCGCCGGCGCCCGACGACGCCGGCCCCCCGAGUCGCUCGGCCGCGGAAACUGAACCGGAACACGGGGACAGGCAGGAGAGGACCGUGCUCCUCAACACCUCCAUGGAGAUGACUCUGAGUUCAGCCGCUGAGAUCGUCACUGUGGAAACCAAGGCCAGGAAAACCGUCUGCGCUGGCAGGCCGAAGAGCAAGAAGCAGAAGAAGGAGGAACAAGCCGGUGGGUCACGUGUCGCGGAACUUCCUCAAGUGAAGAACUCUGCAGAUUGCAGGUGGACUGAGGUUCAGAACGCUCCCACCGGCUCUUUAUUACACACCGACGGUCGUGUGUCGGAUGACACUGGAGACCCCGAGGUCAUUAAGCUUCAACCCACCAAGAAACCGAGUGGGAGUGUCGCUCCCUCUUCCAUUCCCAAACUGAUGAAGUCUGAAGCUGUGAAGCAUCUGAAAACAUCAAAGCACAAAGUUCCGUCCCGCGACAACGCCAAGACGAAGACGGGGUCCCGAGACGGUGCCACGCUGGACCUGGAUGAUUAUUUCACGGAUCCUGAAAUCAGAUUCCCCAAAUCCAGCAGAGGUGCGACGUUGACGCCAGAGGACGAGGACGGCGACGCGGCGGAAGCGGCCGACUCCAAAGUCACGUUCAGGAGGCCCCCGACGAAAGGCAGGAGCGCGUCGUCGGCCUCCCGGAGGACGUUUGUCGCUCUUCCACCGCUGUCGUGGGAAAGCGAGACGGGCGGGUCCAAACGGGACCGGGACCACGACGACGUGGACGGAGAAGUCAAAGCGCGCAGAGUCCAGGAAGCGGCCGAAGAGUUCUCGUUCUGGGCGGACGAGAUCACGCCGCCGGAGUCGAAGCGCGCGAGCCGUAAACCGCAGCGCCGGACGAGGGCCGCGUCUGGGGGGAGUCCAAAAUUGAGAUGCAGGGGGACAUUUUUGGUCUCGGUGGCCAGGGACAGCGCCUCAGUAACCACGGCGAAAGUAGAGCUGGACUCUUCCAACGGCGAGGAGGAAGAAGAAGAAGAAGAGCCGCCAGCGGACGCGGCGAAACACUCAGAAUCGAACUCUCUGAGUUCCGGAGCCCUCGUCGAGGAGGCGCCGAGCUCCUGUAAGCGUCCUUCGCAGGCCGCUCUGGACUCGGAGGACCCUGGGGGGGACUUGGGUCUCGGCGGUGACCGGGACGCGGCGCCGCCGGAUCCAGACUGGACUUCGGGGGCGGAGUUUCGGACCCUCAAGAAAGCCAGGAGGCAGAAAGCGAGCCACGCCCGUAAGACGAGAGCUGCUCAGCAGGAGGAGGAGAAGAAAAGUAGCCGGAGCGACGCCGGAGUUCAAUCCGUGGAUGAAGCGAGUCGCCUGGAGGGGCGCGGCGACGGCUUCCCCAAAAACAAAAAGCAACUGGACGAUUUCCACGCGGUGGACUACCGCUCCAUCAUCGCCGUUGACGACGACGACAUCUUUAAACGUUCCCGCGACUCGAAGUCGAGGACGCCCCCGACUCCGAAGCGCCAUCGGAAGAACCUCGGGCCGCCGGCGGCCACGGGAACCCGACGUCUGAGGGAGACGCGAGGCGACGUUCUGCCGCUCGACCCGAGGAGGACGUCCGCCGCGCCGCGCGGCGAGGAGGCGUGGCUUCGGCACCCGGGACGCCUGCUGGCGGACGAGACGCCGCCGUGGCUGGACGCGGACGUCAGCGUCGCCGACACCGAGGCGGGCUCGCUACUCGCCAGCCCCGGGAGGGAGACGACGGGCAGGGCGGCGGUGAUCGUGGAGUCUGCCGAAGCCUCUCCAGCCGGACGAGUCUUAACGCUUCUCACCAACACCCUCCGAUCCCCAGGGAGAGAAGAGGGACAGAGAAGCAGGAGGCGCAAAGGUGUCGUCAGUUACAAGGAGCCCACCCUCAACAGCAAAAUGAGGCGUGGAGAUAAAUUCAGCGACAGCGAGUUUCUGAGUUCUCCCGUGUUCAAGGACAAGAAGAAGAAGAAGAUCAAGAAGCCGGCGAUGCCGAAGAAGAUUAACCCAAAGUUGGAAGGAUCCGUUCUGGUGGACUUUCUAGCCGACUGCUGAUCAUUAAUUUAAUAUAUAUAUAUUUUUUACAUUGUUUAUUAAAAAUUGUUGGUUUGCUUUUACGAAAAAAAAAAAAUGUUUUUAUCAUUUACUGCUGAUUUUUUAUUUUUAUUUUUUUAAACAUGGUUUAUCGUAAAUUGUUCGUUUGCUUUUAAGCUUAAUAAAAUAUUUUUUUUGGAUAAUUUACUGCUGAUCUUUUUUUUUUUUAAACAUGUUUUAUUGUAAAUUGUUGGUUUGCUUUUAAGCUUAAU